UUAUCUGGCACAGCAACUGAUAAAUUUGUGUGCAACUACCAAAAUGUGGAUAUAAUAAAAUGGUAGGAAAGAACUAUAAAAUGGGACUUUACUAACAAUCAUAGUGGUUAAUAGAGGGUAGAAAAUUAUGUUUUUUUGUGCAAAACCUGGCCACUUAAUGUUUCGUGCUGUCACCAUUAAGUUUAUUGGGGAAGCAAAUGUUCAUUGGAGCGUAACGCGAAGCUCCGGAGACAACAGCACUACUACUACACAUUACAGAAAUUCAGAAACAUAUUUCAACCAACAGUUAUGUGUUUACGGACAAGGCACUUUAGGCCCACACCAAAAUUCAACUGAACUACCUGCUGGUCAAUCAAGUUUUCCUUUCCAAUUCCUAUUGCCUUCACAGUUGCCAUCAUCUUUUGAGGGAGUAUAUGGCUAUGUUCGGUAUAUUGUGCAUGCAGCGAUAGACAGACCAGGAAAGUUCGUAACAAACAUACAAACUGUAUUUACUGUUCUUGAUAUACUUGACUUAAAUUUUGAACCAACUGCCAGGUAUCCAGCAACGAUGAAUGAUUCAAAGACAUUAUGUUGUCUAUGCUGUGUAAGUGCUCCAAUAACAGCAGAAGUGCAUAUUGAUAGAAGGGGUUAUGUGCCAGGGGAAUUUAUCUCUGUUAAUGCUAAUGUUGAAAAUGGAAGCUCUUCCAAACUUCCAUCCACUUCUGCUUCCAUCAUACAGAACGUGACAUUUAAAGCUACCACCCACUCAAAGACAUUCACAAACAAAGUUAUUAUGGUGCAAGGACAAGGUCUGGAUGCUGGCCAAUCCAUGCAGUGGAAUAACCAACGAUUAAAAGUACCAGCUUUGCCACCAUCAAUGCUUCGAUUCUGUAACAUAAUUGAUAUACAGUAUCUUCUACAGUUUAGGGUGGUUACACCUUGUGGCAGCAGGAAUUUGAAAUUAAAUGUGCCAAUCCAGUUGGGAAAUAUCCCAGUACAAGGCUUUACACCUUACUCUAUACCUUUUCCUAUAAACGAUUUUCCUGCUGGUGCACCACCUGCACAACCAAGUGCACUACCAAACUAUUAAGGUAAAAUUUUGCAAAAUCACAAAUUAGCAUUGCAAGAGUGAUUGUCCUUGAAGUUUAACGGUUUCUUCAAACCAGUGGUCACUAAUGAGCAGUCUACUGUAGCAGUCGAAAUAUACUUGUAAUGUAACUUACUUUAUCCUCGCGUAGCAGGAAAACGACAGUUGUUAUAAAACGGGUGUCUAUACAGAGUUACCAAGUAUGUUACUUAGUGGGUGAUCAUUAUUAUUAUUUUUUUUUUUUUUAUCAUGUGUGGCUGAUAAUUCCACAACCCAUUAAUGACCACUGGGUUGGAGCAAUUGCCAUUAAGUGUCUUGCCCAAGGACACAUACACCCAAAAUGGUAACAGAGACAAGCCUUGAACCCAUUACCCCUGGGUUACAGACAGGCACGCUAACUUGGGCACAUAAAAAUGAAUGUCAUUUUUUUGUUUACUUAGACAAAGUAAUAAAGUUCCAUUUCAUACACUAUGUACACUUUUGAGUUACUGUGCAUGUAACUCUGUGGAAGAUUGUUUUUUUUUUAUCCAACAAUUCAGUAAACCCAGCAGUGCCCCCAUGGUUUAAUAACCUAAAAUGAUACGGUAACAAAAAAAUCAACUUCCGUUCAACCGCAACCCAUAUACCAGGCAUAAAUAAAUCGCAAAGCUUUGUGGUGGCUGGUAGUUAUCAACAUUUUAGCAUAUUGGGUGGCUUAAGUUUAAAGAAGCUUUGCUUUUAUACGGUUGUACUUAGUUACACUCCCUUAAAAGUUCUACUUUGCGUACAUACGUUACAUUCUAAUGAAAUUCAUUUAUAUCGCAAUAUCGCCUUACCCUAUACCCGUUGCCAAGAAUAUAUGUUGUACACAUAACUGUUCAAUUUGAUUGGUAUCAGGCAUUGGUGUUAGCACUAUUGUUUUUAUCUUUAAUUGUAGCAAGUUAAUUUUGAUGUUGCAAUUUUUAUCUUUAUGCACAACCCAAUCUGCAGUUUAUAAUAUAUAGUCUCCUAUAAAGUGAGAUGGGGGAAGAUUUUCGUUUUAUUUUCUCGUCCCAUUUGAUAGUAUUCAAAUAAGUUUUAUUGAAUUAUAAAACCGUAUGCUCACGACUCCUAUAGACCGUUGUUAAUUGUUUAAAAUACGAUCAGGAUAUUUGGAUAUUAAGUGCUAAGAUGUCCUGUCUCGCCCCACCCUACCAUAUUUUUUUAUUAUUAUUAUAUAAUCAAUAUAAUGUUCAGUGAUAUUUGGAUAUUAUGUGGUAAAGGUGUCCGGUUUUCCCCAUGUCCUAUGCUAUACAUUAACAAUAGUUUUAUUCAUGUGUAUAUAAUUGUUUGUGUUCAUAUAAGUGCGUAUACUAACUAUUAAAUAUUUUCAUUUUAAAUAAACACGUAAUACCUAAA
Molecule: messenger RNA, 2443 nt
Organism: Ciona intestinalis (vase tunicate)
Lineage: Eukaryota; Metazoa; Chordata; Ascidiacea; Phlebobranchia; Cionidae
Source: RefSeq, a predicted model, not a curated record